AAAAAAACCACCGUCCUAGUCAGAUUCCCACCACCAUUGUCCCUUCCCCCUCUCUCUCUCUCUCUCUACACGCACGCGUACACCACGCAUGCUUAUCUAUAUCCAUCCGUAAAAAUAAUGGUACAGAACAGGAAUUCCGCUGUAAUAUGUGGUUUCUGAUGCAGGUGUCGAGCUCGGAUUCCCUUACAUUUAGGGAAAUUUUUUUUCCUUUUUUUUCUUUUUCUCUUCAACUCAUUGUUGAUUCAUCUCCAAACUUGACUGCCCUACGUUGGGUUCAAGUAAUCCAAAAGUGGAAUGGGCUGUAAAUGGGCAGAAUGGCAAUGAACAGUCCCGGAAACCCAGUUUGUGGGACAUUAGUAUUUCCCUUGGCCAUCAAGAUAAAGGAGCCCCCGUGGACCUUCUUGAGUGAAAAGGGUAUACCUCUUUUGGUGCUUGAAGGCAUAGCUCUAAUAACCAUCAACCCAAGUUCACAGGGUCAUUGAAUUUGAAGCUGUAGGUGUAGUUGCUUUGUCAUGGAAGACAAUGAACAUCUUGGUUUGUCAAAGCUGGUCUCUCCUGAAGUAGUUCCAUCUCUCAUCAAAUUUAUAGCUGCAAAUGAAGUAGCAGGCUUUGAUAGGGUUGAGGAGCCCAAAAACUUGGAUAUUCACCAUCAACAAACUGGUUUUCAGUUCUUCAGUUCCUCAGCUACAGAAACCAAAACAGCUGCUGUCCAAAGCCAGAGAAUGCAUUCUGUUUCUAUCAGUAUGCCAUCUUCCCCCAUGGAGGUUCACUUACAGAGCAGUAAAAGAGUUCUCUUCCAAGAUCAAGAUGGAACAAUCUUCAGCGAUGAGAUUGCAAAUCCUACAACUUCUGGCACUAAACAGGAAAAAUUCCAUUCUCAAACAAUGCCAGCUGGUUCUGCAUUUGAUGAGGCAGAUACAAGUGGAUUAUUUCCAAACCGCCCACGGCUCCCACCAAAGAAUCCAGGGAUUGAAAGGCUGAAGGACAAAAGGUUUGAUUCUUUUAAAACAUGGUCUGGUAAGUUUGAAAGGCAGCUAUCAAAUCUACGUGGAAAACCACAAGAAAUAAGACAAGAGGCAAACACAGAGCAGAACGUAGAGGUGGAGACUUUGCCUGUGCAUCGAUACUUUGAUGCCUUGGAAGGACCUGAGUUAGAUACCCUCAGGGCUUCAGAAGAAAUCCUGCUUCCAGAAGACCAGCGGUGGCCGUUUCUUCUAUGCUUUUCUAUUUCUUCAUUUGGUAUUUGCCUCGGGGUUGGCAGCCAAGUGAUUUUGUGGAAAAAGUUGGCCACUUCUCCUUCCAUAAAAUUUCUUCAUGUAAGCCUGGAUGUAAACCUCGUCCUUUGGUGCAUAGCUGUUGCGCUGGUAUCUACAGUCUUUGUCACCUACAUGCUCAAAGUCAUAUUCUACUUCGAAGCGGUUCGCCGUGAAUAUUAUCAUCCCAUCCGUGUUAACUUCUUCUUCGCCCCAUGGAUAGCCUUAUUGUUCUUAGUUCUUGGAGUCCCACCAUCCAUUGCUCAAAACAUACAUACAGCUCUCUGGUAUAUUCUUAUGACACCAAUCUUUUUCCUAGAGCUUAAGAUUUAUGGACAGUGGAUGUCAGGAGGACAAAGGAGACUUUCAAAGGUGGCAAAUCCUUCAAAUCACCUAUCUAUUGUUGGGAACUUCGUGGGGGCCUUAUUGGGUGCGUCGAUGGGGCUGAAAGAAGGACCGAUAUUCUUCUUUGCAGUUGGAUUGGCUCACUAUACAGUCUUAUUUGUAACUCUCUAUCAGAGACUUCCAACGAAUGAGACACUCCCAAAGGAGCUCCAUCCAGUUUUCUUUCUGUUUGUCGCCGCACCCAGUGUUGCUUCGAUGGCAUGGGCGAGGAUUCAAGGCUCCUUUGAUUAUGGGUCACGGAUUGCUUACUUUAUUGCUUUGUUCCUUUAUUUCUCACUGGCUGUUCGUGUCAAUUUCUUUCGAGGAUUCAGGUUCUCGUUGGCUUGGUGGGCCUACACAUUCCCUAUGACUGGAGCUGCCAUUGCAACUAUCGAGUACUCCAAUGAGGUACCAAACGUAGUAACGAAAUCUCUUUCGGUACUACUCACUGCCAUUUCCACUGUCGUCGUUACAUCGCUGCUUGUAACGACUAUUCUCCACGCCUUUGUGCUGCGUGACCUCUUCCCAAAUGACAUUGCUAUUGCCAUUAGUGACCAAAGGCCAAAAGCACACCCCCAUAAAUGGUUCCACAGGAGAACUGGAAGCUCAGAUAAGGACAUUGAAAAUUUCCUCAAAUUUACAAACUCAGGUGGGAAGGAUAUCGAGGCUUCUAUGAUGCCUCCAAGCUCCAUUCCUAAAGGAGUUGACAAUUCCAGCACAACCGAGGUACACUGCCAUGUCUCUCAAUUUUACCAUGACCACUGAGGGACAUUCAGUUAUUUGGGGAGAAAAGGGGGGACAAGGGAGGAAUAGGGUUUUGCUAUUCCAGUGAACUUGAUGUAGUGUGAGAAAUGGAGGUUUAUGUUGUAACUGGGAGAGGGUACAGUAUGGCCAUCAUGUCAGUUGUAAGUCAUAAGUAUCUAUAAAUAAAAUAUUGCAGCCCUUUUGCUUGGGAAA
This is a messenger RNA of Rhododendron vialii, 2594 nucleotides long. RefSeq names its product S-type anion channel SLAH2-like. Gene Ontology annotation, biological process: transmembrane transport; intracellular monoatomic ion homeostasis. The coding region runs from base 513 to 2402 and encodes 629 amino acids. The transcript has 7 exons. Gene Ontology annotation, cellular component: membrane. The record is from RefSeq and is a predicted model, not a curated record. Lineage: Eukaryota; Viridiplantae; Streptophyta; Magnoliopsida; Ericales; Ericaceae. Gene Ontology annotation, molecular function: voltage-gated monoatomic anion channel activity.